AUGUCCGUGUCCGCACUUUCGCUCAUCCAGCCUCCUCACUUUGGUUUUGGCAACGAACUACGCAAAUCGAUCGCCGCUGCGUGCUGCGACCAAGACGACAUCUACCAGUCCAGGACCUACUACCACCUCACUAUGGGGAAGCCCAAUGCCAGUCCGGGUAACACCGGCCUCGAGUCCGUCAUCGCGGGCGUUGUGUCCGGCUGCGUCACGCGCUCCUGCACGUCUCCUCUGGACGUGCUGAAGAUCGUGAUCCAAGUGAACGGCCCCGUGCCCACCCAGACGGCCGUUGCACCGACUACCAACGCUGCCGCAUCUGCUACUACCGUAUCCAUGCCAUCUUCGCUUGUGGCCGUGCGCUCUAUCGCCGCACAGCCGUCGGCGUCCUCCGCCAUUGCGCGCACCGUCCGCGAGUUGUACUCGCUGGGCGGCGUGCGCGCCUUCUGGCGGGGCAACAGCGCCGGCUGCUGCCGCCUCGGUCCCUACGCGGGCCUCAAGUUCUACCUAUAUGAUUCACUGCAGGCACGUUUCGCCGCCAGAGAGGGCCGCGAGCUCAGCAACUGGCAGCGCGCGCUGUGCGGCGCCACCGCCGGCCUCAUCGCCACCAUGGGCACGUACCCUCUCGAGGUGGUGCGCACGCGCAUGAUCUCACAGACGACGGCUCCAGCCGCAGCCAACAGCGAGAUCCGAGGUGUGCUCCAAGGCGUGAAGCUCAUCUUGGAGCGCGAGGGGCUGCGUGGUCUGUACCGUGGUGGCUGGUCCGGCGUCAUGGGCGCCAUCCCGUUCGAAGGCGUGCAGUUCGGCUGCUACGAGUACUUGAAGUUGACGGCCAUCCGUCACCAGUGGCCGGCCUACCGUUGGCCUGAAGGCAAGACCGAAAUGGACGGGCUGGACUACUUCGUGUGCGGCAGCGUCGCCGGUGCAAUCGCCCAAACUGUGGCGUAUCCGUUCGACACCGUGAAGAAGCGCCUGCAGUCGCAGCAGGUGCACCUGAAUGUAUCUACAGUGGGCCCGUUGUCAGCCGAAGGAGGCAGUCCAUCGACGCUGUACUACCGAGGCAUGGUGGACUGCUUCCGCAAGGUCAUCCGUGACGAAGGUCCUUUGGCGCUGUACCGCGGUACGGGCCCCAACCUGGCCCGCAUCGUGCCGUACGCCGCCGUUAUGUUCUCGACGUAUGAAACAACCAAGAAGACUCUGCGCGUGCUACGCGGCCGUGAGUGAAGUGUGAAGUGUGAAGAAGAGAGAGACGAGAAGCCCCCCUCUUGAUAUUUAUUAGUCCCAGUGAGUAAGUGACCGCCUCUGCGAGCCAGAGGCCCAGUGAGCUGCAUCCCGUGCCACCUGCGUACGUUCUUGUAAUUCUAGGGGAAGAGCGCUUGAAAGCAAACGCCUUAUAGCAAAAUAACUAAACAAGCAGCAUUGUCAUUGUCAGCGAC
Messenger RNA from Phytophthora nicotianae INRA-310, 1430 nucleotides. RefSeq lists its product as hypothetical. The coding region runs from base 1 to 1218 and encodes 405 amino acids. The record is from RefSeq and is a predicted model, not a curated record. Gene Ontology annotation, biological process: transmembrane transport. The transcript has a single exon. Lineage: Eukaryota; Oomycota; Peronosporomycetes; Peronosporales; Peronosporaceae.